CAGGAGCAUCAUCCGAAGGCUCGGAUAAGCAGCAACACUAAAUUUAAUCGGCUGAAUUUUCUUGUACCCUCUAUCAUAGCUACUUGUAGGACAUGGCUAAACGCGCUGAAAUUUCAGAGUAUUGCUCAUUUUCGUAUUCUUUCAAAAGACUUUUGCACCUGCUGUGAAUUUGUACCCGGCCAUGGUCGCCCUAAUGAAUUCCUCGAAAGCUUUUUCCAUUCGGUCACUGUUGCUGUACAAUUUUGCCGACACAGAAAGCAUCUACGCCAUUGCAAAGGAGCUGCCUAUUCCGAUAAAGUUUCUUCCACAUCAGUCCUAGAUUUGGAUUGUGAAUUCGCAGGCUCUAUUCCAUGGAAUGACAACAGAUGUUACGCGACAGGAUAUAGGGACUCCGAAUUUAUUGUGGGAAAAAAGAUUGAUGUUCUCACUUCAGCCGAGCUUUGAACGGCCCGCGUUUCUAAAGAAACAAAUCCGCUAUAUUCUUAGCGCGAUGCCGAACAGGAUUUUGAUUCUAGCGACUCAUUCCCACAAGCAAGGCCUUCACGAAUUUGCAGAUGCACUUUGUAGUGUGGUUACCGUGACCUCAGAAGGCAUAAACGCCCCUCAUGACCACUACCGUAUGUGCGCAUCUAGAAAGAGAACGUUCACGUCAGCGCUGAUUGCUCAAGAGAAACUGUCUACAUUUCCAAAGCAUCAGUUGAUCAGAAUGGCAACGAGCGAACAAGACCUGCCUGUCCCACUCACAUCCAGAAGCUUUGGCGCUGUUAGACGCGUAUAAGUCACUCAACAACACAAUUGUUGAGCUGAAAUCUGUGCAAUGGUACCACGUGAAGGACAGGCGCGCUGAUAUAUCACUUACGCCAAUGUCGGCGCUCGUCUUACAUGAUUGUUGUAUAUUUGCAGAUGCCCAUUAUUCGCCAUCGCCAAGGUGUUUUUUCACAGCCAUGCGACGCUUUUCAGAGAUGACGUUUAUUGACUCAUGGACAUCUCUCUACUGGCUUGGCGUGUGUCUCACUAUACUCUCGGGAAUAGUCGCAGCCUAUGUGAGCGCGCGAUGUCGUUUAUUGUGCAGCAGACAAACACGUCCACCUGUUUCCCACAUUAUUAUGUUUCUUGUAAGUACAUUGCUCGGAAAAUCUCCAUCGUCAUCGCUCGCUAACAGUCAGGCUUUUCGAGGCUUUGUCAGCGCUUUUUGGGCCCUUGGCAUGAUGGUUCUGGGUUUUUACAUCCAGUCUAGUAUCACCGCCAUUCGGCUAACACCGGUCAAUGUCAGGAAAAUCGGCUCCAUUGAGGAAUUGGAACGAUUUGUUCUCGCUGGUAUAGUAACUCCAUGCUUCAACGUUGAAUGGUACUACAUCAUGCCAUCAAUAAUGGAAAACAAAGAUAAUUUACAUUUAAGGAAUGUAUUGUACGUCGGAAUGUACAGUAAACGAAGGAUCGAUCCUAGCACUCCCUUAUCAGAAUGCUACCGCGGAACACAGUUAGGAACGCACGUGUCCCUCUCUGUGUGUACUGAUGACGAAAUUGCCGUGGCUUCUCAAUGGGACCUUGUUCCUGGUCAACAUUUCAUCACAACCAUUCAAGCACCUGGGAUCAACAUCAUGAAUCCACAUAGAUACAAGAACAGGCGUCUUCUUCUGGCUAUAAUGGAGGCUGGACUUGCGAAGCCUCACAGAAAAAUCAUGCAGCCACAGGGUAUCAGCGAGCAAGACACAGCGGAGCCUUUCAAGUUGUAUGUGACGCCGUACAUCGUGGGCUGUGGGAUGAGUUUUUUGGUCUUUGCUUUAGAGGUGUUCAUGCAAUCAGGCCUGUGGCAUUUUGUCUCCUAACAAUGUGCCCUUUUCAUACAGGCCGCCUACAAGUACUCUUUUGGGUUGCUUCAAAGGCAGCGUAUUGGAACGUACCCAUAACACCUUACUGCACAGUAACACUAUACAUACGCCUCUGUAUCAUGUGCAGUGCAUUCGCAUUUUCUCCAUUGCUACACACAUUCUCGCCCUAUCGCAGCCGCCCUCAGAAAGCUGACGCAUUAACGUAUUAGAGAUAGGCAGAAAUGCUUACUGAAGUUCUUGCACAGUAAAAUUCCAGCCACUAUACCAAAGGAUACAUGCUGCUGCUGUAUGGCAUAGGCGAUACACCAAACAAGGAAACACGUCUUUAUGAAUGUGCAAUGCUUGGUCAUACAAAAACUCACAGUGCCACUUAUGCAUUAUCCUAAGACAAGUCGAAGGCGUAAGCCGUCUUCUUCUUCUCCUCCUUUUUUCUUAUUAGUGGAUGUAUUAAUGCUUCCCCGCCCCCUCCGAAAGCUUUCUGCGUCUCAUCUGGUUUUGCACCACCUCCGUGAUCGGCCCACUUUUCUCCAAGCGAUGAUUGCAUGAGCUGAAUGCUGCCAGUGACGUCAUGUUCUACGACUUUAUAGGGACGCUAUUAUCACGUCACAAAAUUUUCACCAUAUGUGGUGUCAUGAAGAUGUCAUAUGGUGACGUCAUCUGGUGAUGAUCAUUACCAUCACUACUGCUGGCGUUCAAUAAUUCUAUUGGCUCCCAUGAAACAGGCAAUAUUUCAGCUCAGUAGAUCUCAAUAUCGUGGAACACGCGUAGGAUUGCAGGUAGAAGCGUUAUGUUGCAUGCCGAGUCUGUUCGGCACAUGGCAACCAUGAUUCAUAGAUUUAAAGAUGCGGCAAAGAGCACACAAUUGUUUAAAAUCGUGCCAUUAUUAUGCGACUCAUGCAUAUCUUUACUGCACUACUCCAGUUCUUCUUUCCUAAGUUCUCAAGACACUGGACUCUAUAUGUAAAGAUAUUCUAAGACGAGACUAUUUUCGCCAACAUGAACACGUCUCAGAGUAUCUUUCGCUGAAUAUUUCGAGUGAAAAUGACGAUAAUAUUAGCGCCUGAGGUAGAGCUCAAUAUACCAAGCAUUUACAUAGACACUACACUGCAGAGAAUCUUGUAGUUCAAGAGAAGAAAGUUUAGGCCUUCGUACGGAAUACUUUCAGGAAGGGUACAGUUCUGCUGCAGCAUAUAAGCAUCUCUUCGUUGCAAGAGAAUUUUAGGCUAACCUGUUGAUUUAUCUCUUUCCCCCGCUAUUUCCUUUCUAUUGAGCUCCAACUACUUUCCCCAAUUUUCGCCUCCCGCAUUGUGCCUGUAUUAAUGUCGCACAUGUAAAAAUAUGCCGCUGCAGGGAUACGUCUCUAUUCGCUGCGUGAGAUCCUGCUCCGAGCAUGGUCGGGCUGCGGUUAUCAGCAAAAGCAUACGGUUUUUCUCCAGUAGAAAGAAAAUGAACUUUUGCUUACAUAGGCCCGUGGCGAUAUGGCAGAGUUUUCCUAGGAUAGCUCACAGGCUGCCGAGAGCACACAACUCCAAUUUUCCCUCUACAUGUGUUGCCUUUUAGGAAUGCAUUUACACCUUUCAGUAGGAAAGUUAGUAAUAUCGCUGCGGGAUAUGGGUAGCCGAGAGAUUUUUGCUAUAUAACAGUUUAACUUCGAACUCUUGCAACGCUAUGCUGGAAAAAGAUGACUCAUGACGAAGCGCCUAUAUUACUGUGUGAAAAGACAGAGAAAUAAUCACGAUGAUUUAUAGAAUUUGCACGUAGUUUGCGCAAUAAAAGAAAUAAUUAGAUAAAUCACCGCAAUCAUGUCAUUUGAUGGCGUGUAACGUGCAAACUCACAUGAAAAAUUGUUCUGUGAUGAUGUGCCUUCUUAUAUUUGCUGUUUAUUUUCCACUUGUGUACGUAAUCUGAAGUGAUCAAAAUAAAAGUUGA
This is a messenger RNA of Rhipicephalus sanguineus (brown dog tick), 3761 nucleotides long. RefSeq lists its product as uncharacterized. Lineage: Eukaryota; Metazoa; Arthropoda; Arachnida; Ixodida; Ixodidae. The record is from RefSeq and is a predicted model, not a curated record. The coding region runs from base 864 to 1829 and encodes 321 amino acids. The transcript is spliced from 2 exons.